UUUCAGACGGCUCCAUUUCUCUAGAGACGUUGCAGAGGCAGCAUGUUAUGAAAGGAACAUUAUUGGACCAAAGCAGAGCAACACAUGGUUCCAGGUUGAGGUCAGGAUGGGGAACACCUCACCCAGGGUUCUGGUCUCACUCUUGCUGAACACACUGCUCUGCUGUGGACAAACUCUCGAUCCUGUGCUGACUGUUGAGCCCAACUGGUCGACUUUUUAUGUUGGAGAGUUUGUUACAUUUAUCUGUGACAUGAAUGAAGGACAAGACACUGACUGGUACUACCAGUUCAUAAGGAAUGGUCAACAAUUUGUUGGCUAUCAGUCAGAUAAACGGUUCAGAGUUGAUCGUCUGUAUACUGGUCAUAGUGGUGAAUUUCAGUGCUGUGGUCAAUGGAAGGGUUCAUCUGACAAUAAGUGCAGUAAAACUGUCACUGUUACUUUCUCAGAUAAACCUGGAGCCAAACUGACUGCAGGUUCAACAACCAUACCAGUAGGGGGCAGUGUGACUCUGAGCUGCUCAGUGGAGCCCUCUGCUGGAUGGAAGUACAGAUGGUUCAGGAGGACCUCAGAUUCUUCUUUUGUUGAAUUCAUCAGAAAUAAUGAAGAAAACAGAGAAAUCACUGUGACACAAGGAGGAAUCUAUAAGUGUGAUGGAAAGAGAGGAAAUCCUUCAUUCUACAGUUAUUCAAGCCAUGAGAACAAAAUUGAAAUAAUGUUUUCCAACAAGGUUUUAGUGACUCGACAACCAAACGAUUCUCAUGUCUUCAGUGGUGAGUCGAUCACUCUGACAUGUGAGGUCCAGGGAGGAGAAACUACUGAGUGGUCGUGUGAAUGGAGGAGAUCUGGGUCAAUAAUACAGAGGACAGACAGUAAAGACUGGACUUUCAUUGUCUCUGAGUCCAGCAGUGGAAACUACAUGUGUCAGUGUAGAAGCAGAGAUGACUGGCAUUCUUCAACACAGUGGAGUGAAACCAUAACAGUAACUGUAUCCAGUCCUGUCAUCUCUUCAUUUCCUGUGAUGUUGAUCGUUGGACCAGUUAGUGGAAUCGUUCUCAUUGUCCUCCUGCUCUUGUUGUGGCGCUGCAGACGGUCCAAAGAUUUGAGCUGCAUCAGGUCAUUUCAGUCUGAAAGCAGCAGCCAGAGGCCGACCACUAAUCAUGGAGUGAACCAGACUGAAAGUGAUUACAGCUUUCUGCUGCAUGGCACCACGUCUGUGUAUGAGACAAUCCAUAACCGUGGAGCCACUGGAAAUGAGAGACCUCCUGAUCCAGAAGUAGGUUCUGUUUACGUUAAUGUGAGACCAGAUAAUUACAGCUCAGCAUGAAGGUCAGAUAAACACCUGAUUGAUUAGAUUGUUACUGAUCAUUUUUUCUUCAAUUAGGAAAAUUUGCUGCCACAUUCAGCAGUUCUAAUAAGAUUUCUGUUGUUUAGUUGUGAUUUCAUGAUUUUAUCUCAUCUGUCUGUUUUUCUGUAACAGAACUUUCUUAUUCUGCCAAUGAUAACAUGCUGUUUUUUAAUUAAACUAUAAUGUGGCUCCAGUUUCUGUCUUGGACUCUGGUUUAGGAUAAAUAAUAUCAUCUUUCAUUUCAAGUCUUUAUAGUCCGGUGGGUUUAUUUUACAUUUUUAAAGCAGAUGUAGCUGGUUGAGAAACUGUUUUAAAAAAUAAUAAUAAUAAUGCACGCCUUA
This is a messenger RNA of Xiphophorus couchianus (Monterrey platyfish), 1686 nucleotides long. RefSeq names its product leukocyte immunoglobulin-like receptor subfamily B member 3. Gene Ontology annotation, cellular component: external side of plasma membrane. The record is from RefSeq and is a predicted model, not a curated record. The transcript has 10 exons. Lineage: Eukaryota; Metazoa; Chordata; Actinopteri; Cyprinodontiformes; Poeciliidae. Gene Ontology annotation, biological process: cell surface receptor signaling pathway; immune response. Gene Ontology annotation, molecular function: transmembrane signaling receptor activity. Bases 107 to 1324 code for a protein of 405 amino acids.